CUUCAGGCUCAAGCUCAGCCUCCAGAAACCAGUGGAGGAAGAGCUGCAAGAUCUGAAGUUCCAGACUUUUCUGGAGAUUGAUGAUUGAUGCUUACUUUGCUGGAGUUUCUGUGUUAAAGGGAGAUGUUUUUUGGUAUGCUGAGCCAAUGAUGGACUGUCCUCAUGAAGGACUGAUGUUGUGAAGGUGCAACCUUCCCAAGGUGGAGUGUGAGCAUGGUCUGCAUUGAGGGUAAUCCUGAGUGCCAGUCUCCACUAAUGUAUGUCCUGACUCCUGAUCUACCUUGUCGUGCAGUCCUGCUGUCCAUUAUGGUGCAUCUUGGGAGGGGUCUUCAUUGAGGUACUACCUAAGGGCUGAGCUACAUUUUGGUGCACCCUGAAUUCUGCUUUCCAUUGGGGUGAAUCUUGAGAGGGACCUGCACUGGAAAAAUAUCUCUUCUGAAGUGUGUCCUCGGCUGGUCUCAGUUGGCGUGCAUCUUAAAAGCGGUCUCCAUUCAGAUUUAUCCUGAGGGCUGGUUUCCACUAGCGUGUAUCCUGGCCUCCAUUGGGGUGCAUCUUGUAAAGCUCCAGGUAAAGUUGCAGGAAAGGAGGCUGGUACGCCAGGCAUGGGUUGCACGGCCAGUGUGGUUCAACUGCAGGCUCUUCGCUCGUUAAUGAGAGGCAGCUGUGCUCGGACCUGUUCAGAGCGACAGGAGCAGAUAUCCCUGGAGGUCCUACAAUCAUUGGACAGCGAGGUGGACAGCCGGCCACGCACCAUUAUUAUCACGCAGGAGAAGCCGAAGCUGAUCGAUCCUCUGGACUAUGAGGCUGUGAUUACUGAACUAGAACUGGAGCUUAAGGAGGACCCUCUACAAGACCUGCUGCUCUUCCCAGACCAUGAUUUCACUGUGUCUACCCUUCCUCAGGAGAGACGAACACAGCAAUCCACUGUGCCGGAGGGGGCAGAGGAACAGGCUGAAAGUCUGCUGGUCAGACAGGCCUGCCAGUAUUACAACUCCCAGCUGCACAUGGUUGAGUACAAGUAUCAGGAGUAUGCAGGGGACUACCGCAUGCUGCCCAGGAAAUUGCAUAAGGCUCAGAAAUUGCCCACCCACUCAUUCGAGAUCGACCAUGAAGAUGUAGAUAAGGAUGAGGACACAACGUCGCUGUCAUCGUCCAAAGGUGGAGGGGGAGGUGGAGGCAGUGGAGGUGGAGGGACAGGUGUCUUCAAGUCUGGCUGGCUCUAUAAAGGGAACUUCAACAGCACGGUCAACAACAGCAUCACUGUUCGGUCAUUCAAGAGGAGAUAUUUCCAACUUACACAACUAACUGACAACUCCUACAUCAUGAACUUCUACAAAGAUGAGAAAAUCUCAAAGGAGCCUAAAGGUUGCAUAUUUCUGGACUCAUGCACAGGGGUAGUUCAGAAUAACCGAUUGAGGAAGCACGCCUUUGAGCUGAAGAUGAACGAAGUGACAUACUUUGUGCUUGCAGCAGAGAGCGAGCAGGACAUGGAGGACUGGAUCAACACAUUAAAUCGUAUCCUCCAGAUCAGCCCACCCGAGGUUACCGCUCUGGACCGCAAAAGCUUGGACCUGACAGACACCAGACACGAUGUAUUUGAUCUGUCCUCGAAUAACGGCUGUCUCACUGAAAACGAGGAAACGACAGAAAACGGAAUCAAUCCUGAAUUAGCUAAGUACAUAACUGAAACUGAAGAGACAGUGAGAGCAGCCAGAAGAGAAGAGAGACUGAAUUUGUUCUCCCUGGACCCUGAUACUCCUGUUUUGAGGAGUCCACGGGGGGAUUGUGGGGAGCCGUCGCACAUCCGACCUUUCGAGGAGAAGCUGGGAAAGAGAUUAAUGAUUUACUGCCGCUCUCUCAACCUCACACUGCAGGGCUGUGUGAAUGAGGCGGAGACGGAGCCCGUCACUAAUAUCGAGCCUUUUUUUGUAACUUUGGCGCUGCUGGACAUGCGAGAGAACAGAAAGGUCUCGGCUGACUUUCACGUGGACCUCAACCACGAGAUUGUACGAAAAAUGCUCAGUGGCUUGGGAAACCCUGGAUCUCAGGGCACACCUGGAGGUCAUGGCGGAGUGCAGGAGAAUGGUCUGAAGUCACCGACAGAGAAGAGAAGUGGCGACUGCCAGCUCAGUCAGGAACUGGAGGACUGGUUAUGCUUCCCUAAACAGGCUAUCUUCUCCAUCACAAAUCCUCACACGGAUAUCGUCAUGGUGGCCCGAAUAGAGAAAGUGCUUAUGGGUAAUAUUACAAGCGGGACAGAGCCCUACAUUAAGAACACAGACAACAGCAAGACUGUUCAAAAGAUGCUGAAAUCCAACAAGCAGUUCUGUAGCAAGCUGGGGAAAUACCGCAUGCCUUUCGCGUGGUCUGUAAGGUCAGUAUUUAAGGAUAACCAGGGCAUGGUGGACCGGGAAUCUCGGUUCUCUCCUCUCUUCAAGCAGGAGAGCAACAAGAUUUCCACCGAAGACCUGCUUAAGCUCAUCACAGAGUACAGAAGGGCAGAGAAGACCAGUAAACUCCAGACCAUUCCUGGCAGCCUAGAGAUCAGUGUGGACUGUGUCCCAAUGGAGCAUCCCAACGCCGUGACAUCGUCGUAUGUUCCUGUGAAGCCAUUCGAUGACUGCAGUCUGCACGCUCCUACGGUGGAAGUCGAAGAGUUCCUGCAAGAUUCAGCCAAAUUCGCUCAACCUUACCGAGUUUACAAGAACCACAUUUACGUCUACCCCAAACACCUUAAAUAUGAUAGCCAGAAAAGCUUUGCCAAGGCCCGGAAUAUCGCCGUUUAUGUAGAGUUUCGAAACUCUGACGAAGAGCAUGCCAAACCACUUAAGUGUAUCUACGGAAAGCCGGGAGGUCCAGUUUUCACCACAGCUGCCUGCUCUACAGUUCUUCACCACUCGCAGAACCCAGACUUUUAUGACGAGGUGAAGAUUGAGCUGCCCACACAGCUCCAUGAGAAACACCAUCUGCUCUUCUCGUUUUUUCACGUGACGUGUGAUAUCAAUGCCAAGACCAGCUCGAAGAAGAAAGAGGCUCUUGAAACUCCAGUGGGCUAUGCAUGGCUGCCACUUUUGAAGGAUGGCCGUCUGACAUCUCAGGAGUUUAAUGUCCCAGUCUCAUGCACUCUACCCACUGGGUACCUGCUUAUUAAAGAGUCUUCAUCCAGUAAGAACGGAUCCGAUGUGAAAUGGGUAGAUGGAGGAAAGCCUAUUUUCAAGGUGUCUACGCUGGUACUGUCCACGGUAUACACUCAGGACCCCCAUCUUAACCGGUUCUUCCAGCAGUGCCAAAAACGAGAGACAGAUUUCUCACAACCACCUACCUCAAACUUUCUCAACUGCCUAAAGGGCCUCCUUAGUAUGGAGAGGAACCACGUAAUUAUUCGCUUCCUGCCCAUCCUCUUUAACCAGCUGUUUAAAGUCCUCACCCAGAACGACUCCGAUGACGUCACCACUACCACCACCAGGGUCCUAGUUCACAUCCUUUCCAAGUGCCAUGAAGAAAACCUGGACCGCUAUUUGCACUCCUACAUAAAGUUUGUGUUUAAGACUGAGGCACAUGGAUUCCGGACCGUGCAUGAGGAGCUGGCAAAAGGCAUGAACUCAGACCUGAAGAGCAAUGAGCAGUCGGCUGUGAAAAACAUCCUCAAGUUUUCUUGGUUCUUUCUGGAAAUCAUAGCGAAGUCCAUGGCCCAGCACCUUGUCGAUUCUGAAAAGCUCAAAGUUCCUCGGUCGCAGCGGUUCCCAGGCACCUUCCAGAGCCACUUGGAGACUCUCAUCAUGACCAUGUCAGAUCACAUCUACUGGAAAAGCAAAGAUCUGCCCGACGAGACUCGCAGUGCCAGCCAGGCUAUUGCUGCCUUCGUAAAACGCUGUUUCAAUCUGAUGGACAGAGGUUUUACCUUCAAACUCAUCAGCAACUACAUCAACAUGAUCGCAAACAGUGACAACAAGAUGCUGUGCGAGUUCAAGUUCGAGUUCCUGAGGGAGGUGUGUAACCACGAGCACUACAUCCCUCUCAGCCUGCCCAUCCCUUCCGCUCAAAUCCCAGAUAAGGCCUCGUCGGAAACGCAAAGUGCUCAGGUGGAUAUGCCAGAGUACAACCUGACUGGGGAGUUCUGUAGGAAACAUUUCCUGACAGGUCUGCUGUUGAGGGAACUCGGCUUGGCUCUCCAAGAUGAACAAGACAUUAGGCACCUGGCUCUGGCCAGCCUGAAGAACCUGAUGGCCAAGCACUCCCUGGAUUCCCGUUACGCCUUGAAGGAGAAGCAGGCCAGGAUCGCUUCUUUGUAUCUGCCCCUGUAUGGUCUAAUCCUGGACAAUAUGCCACGCUUCUUCCUCAGGGACCUCUUCCCCAUUUAUCUCACCUCCAGUGACCAGCAUAUUCCAACAAAAAUCCAGCCCAGAGGCCGCAUUUAUAAAGAAGGUUCCAAAGAUGAUGUGAGUGUAGGAGGAGGAGGAGGAGCACUGGCGUGUCAGAGUGGUCACAGCACUCGUCAUGGAAACUCCGUAGAUGUCGCCUUGUCCAAGGAGGUGCUCAACUCUAUUACAGUGUUUUCAUCGCUUGCUGUAUCCACGGCUAACAACACUGAUUCACGAGGCUCGCUCAUCAGCAUUGAGUCCAACCCCAGCAACAGUGACCGCAACAGCGAGAAGAUGGACGGAUGUGAAAAGUUCACCAGGCCUCAGUCCUUGAUUGGUUUUGGCUCACGCUUUGACAAACUGGACCAGGCAGAGACGCGCAGUCUGCUUAUGUGUUUCCUGCAUAUUAUGAAAACCAUAUCAGAAGACGUCAUGGUUGCAUACUGGCACCGAGCCAUUCAACAGGAGAUUUCAGACUUCUUCAACAUCUUAGAACUCUGUCUCCAGCACUUCAGGUUCUUGGGAAAGCGUCACAUAGCCAGGAAGUUAGCAGCUGCGGUUAAGCUGGCGCAGGCCACGCAGAACACUGGCACUCUGAAGGGUUCGAAUGCUUCCACCCAGUCCUCAGGGCUUCUGCCCCAAUGGAUGCUGUCAGGUCAGGAUGGGCACAGACAUGCACGUUCCCAUACCAUGCCCAUUCUUCGGGGAAAGAAUGCCCUCACCAACCCCAAACUGCUGCAGAUGAUGGAAACAGUAGAUGGGAAUUCAGCUGAGAAUGACAACUUCAACCCGACAGACAUCGAAGCCAAUCUGUCCACAGAAGUGUCCCUUACCGUGCUCGAUGUCCUGGGACUAUUCGUGCAGCACCACAAGAAACAGCUGCAGCAGGAUGAAGGUCAGAACUAUCUGAUGAAGAAAGUAUUCGACACCUACCUGCUCUUCUUCCAAAUCAAUCAGUCAACUACCACUCUUAGGCACGUCUUUGCUGCAUUGCGCCUCUUCAUACAGAAGUUCCCCUGCGUGUUUUUCCAGGGGAAAGCUGACCUGUGUGGUUGUCUAUGCUACGAGAUUCUGAAAUGCUGUAACCAUCGAUCCAGUAGCACACAGACCGAGGCCGCUGCCCUCCUCUAUUUCCUCAUGAGGAAGAAUUUUGAGUUCACCAAGGGCAAAUGUAUCGUCCGUUCCCACCUCCAGGUCAUUAAAGCUGUGAGUCAGCUGAUUGCAGAUGCAGGUAUAGGAGGCUCACGUUUCCAGCAGUCUCUGGCCAUUAUCAACAACUUCGCCAAUGGCGAUGCACCUCUUAAAAACACGACAUUCCCGGCUGAUGUGAAAGACCUGACGAAGCGAAUCCGUACCGUCCUGAUGGCUACGUCGCAAAUGAAGGAGCACGAGAAGGACCCGGAGAUGCUGGUAGACUUGCAGUACAGCCUUGCCAACUCGUAUGCCAGCACCCCUGAGCUGCGAAGGACCUGGCUGGAAAGCAUGGCCAAGAUCCACGUCCGCAAUGGAGACCUGUCUGAGGCUGCCAUGUGCUACAUCCAUAUCUCUGCCCUCAUAGCAGAGUCACUGAAGAGGAGAGGUUACUGGAAGCCUGAAAAGGCACGGAUCUCAACCAUGGGUACAGAGGAGGCCAAUGUAAUUAACUGUUGCCCUUUACUAACCCCUCAAGAAGGAGAAACCUCAUUCAGCAUGGGCUGGCCUGCAUUUAUGAACAUCACCCCCAACGUGCAGGAGGAAGGAGCCAUGAAGGAGGAUACUGGCACCCAGGAUACACCUUACACUGAGGACACACUGGUGGACCAGCUCGAGCUGUGUGUGGAUUAUCUGUGGAAGUCUGAAAGGCAUGAGCUCAUAGCAGAUAUCAAUAAGCCCGUCAUCGCCGUCUAUGAGAAGAGACGAGAUUUCAAGAGACUGUCAGAACUGUAUUACGACAUCCAUCGCUCAUAUCUGAAAGUGAACGAGGUUGUAAACUCAGAGAAGCGUCUGUUUGGCCGAUACUACCGUGUGGCUUUCUACGGACAGGGAUUCUUCGAAGAGGAGGAGAGUAAGGAGUUUAUCUACAAAGAGCCGAAGCUCACAGGCCUUUCAGAGAUUUCUCAGAGGCUCCUCAAACUCUACUCCGACAAGUUUGGCGCAGACAAUGUCAAAAUGAUCCAGGACUCCAACAAGGUGAACCCCAAAGACCUGGAUCCUAGAUUCGCCUACAUUCAGGUCACAUAUGUGGUGCCAUACUUUGAUGAGAAAGAGCAACAGGAAAAGAAGACCGAUUUUGAGAGGAAUCACAACAUUAAUCGCUUCGUAUUUGAGACACCGUUUACUCUUUCUGGCAAGAAGCAUGGCGACGUGGAGGAACAGUGCAAGAGGCGCACCAUCCUGACCACGAGCUCCAUGUUCCCGUACCUGAAGAAGCGGAUCCAGGUGGUGAAGCAGCAGAGCACAGAAAUGAACCCUAUCGAGGUGGCCAUCGAUGAGAUGAGCCGCAAAGUGUCUGAACUCAACCAGCUCUGCAAGAUGGAUGAGGUGGACAUGAUCCGGCUGCAGCUUAAGCUUCAGGGCAGUGUCAGUGUGAAGGUAAAUGCAGGACCAAUGGCAUAUGCUCGGGCAUUUUUGGAGGAGAAAAAUGCAAAGAAAUACCCAGACAACCAAGUCAAGUUGCUCAAAGAGAUCUUCAGGCAGUUUGCAGAUGCGUGUGGCCAGGCUCUGGACGUGAAUGAGCGGCUGAUAAAGGAGGACCAGCUGGAGUACCAGGAGGAAAUGAGAGCUCACUACAAAGACAUGCUGAACGAGCUCUCUGCCAUUAUGAACGAACAGAUCUUACAUGGAAGACAGUCAGUUACAGAGCGACCCAACGCCUUCUGAGCUGCCACUCAGCGUCCGGGAAGAUUUUUUUUUGUUGCUGUUGUUGUUCUUUUAACCCCAAGAACCUUGUCAGUGUUACUCUCAAUAUGAACCUUGAAGACGUUGCGAGGAAAUUAAUGAACUGAAAAAUUGAAGCAGAAGAAAGGUUCAGUAAGAGUGAAAUGUGUAAAAGGUUGCAGUCCUGUGGAUGAUACAGACCAGGCAGCUGCUCUGUUUUUGGUUGUGAAGGACACAGUAUGACUUUCCCCCCCCCUGUACUACCACACGUACAUGCACACACAGACACACUCCUCUUAUAUACACUCAAAUUCACAUAUGCCUUCUCUCCCAGACCCUGUUCCUCUAGAAAACAGUGACCUUAAUUAGCUUGAGGUGUGUUCAACUACGCAAGACUUUCUUACAAUCUUAUUAGAGGGCUUUUACAUCACUGAAUCUGCUUGUGAACAUUUACUUGAUAGAUUAUUGGCUGUUUUAGGAAUUUAAGGGUAUAAUUAUUAUCAUGUUCCAUUUUUCUAGUGUAUCCCAGAUGGUCUUGUUGAACACACCUCUAGUUUGUGUAUGAAUGUAGACAUGCUUAAAAUAGCAACAUUGUAUCCUAACAUUCACAAAUCUCGCAACUCUCACAUUUUGGAAACAGAAAUGUACUGUUUUAUAACGUUUUUAUGACUGAAAAUGUGUUAUUAUGUCGUGUACUGUUUAAAAUUUGUAUAUAAGAAUUAUUAAUAUUUAAAAUGUUUUGUUUUAUAUAUAUAAAUAUAUAUAUAUAAAAAAACAAUAUAAGAUCUUUUUGUUGUUUUGAUAAAUUAAAGAAAAUUAAAGAAUUUGGCUCUUA
Ictalurus punctatus (channel catfish) is the source of this 8052-nucleotide messenger RNA. RefSeq names its product dedicator of cytokinesis 10 (gene dock10). The record is from RefSeq and is a predicted model, not a curated record. Gene Ontology annotation, molecular function: guanyl-nucleotide exchange factor activity. The transcript is spliced from 57 exons. Bases 603 to 7220 code for a protein of 2205 amino acids. NCBI's taxonomy places the organism in Eukaryota, Metazoa, Chordata, Actinopteri, Siluriformes, Ictaluridae. Gene Ontology annotation, biological process: regulation of cell migration; dendritic spine morphogenesis; positive regulation of GTPase activity.